CGUCACUCCCACUUCCAAACUCUGAGUUCCGAUGGAAAUGGAACGCACCAAUAUAUACACAUAUGUGCGUUAUGCACAUGCAUGUGCAAGCCCAAGGUUGCCCUAACAACAGUCAAGAUGGCAGCCGGAGACGAGCAGCAUGCUGCAGGGGAAGUUUUAAGAGCACUCGCCCGGCAUUUGAACUGUCUAAACGAAGACAACAAGUCGACAAGAAAGAGGGCUAUUGAGCAGAUUAAGAGGGAGACCGUGGACAAAGGACUUUCCAGUUGCGUCUUACAGGAGGUUUUCUCUGCCCUCCUCAAGCCUCUCCUCAAAUGUCUGUCAGACCCCAAUGAAGGAUGCAGAGAAACUGCGAUAGCUGUGAUAACAGAGUUCAUUCGCUGUGUCCCCAAACCCGAAGAGUCGCUGCCUUAUCUCAUGCCCUGUCUGGCUGUACGGCUCGGGGAGAAGGAGAUCCGUGAGCCGGCGGAGGAACUCCGACUAUCGGCCAUGGAGAUGUUGACUCUGACCGUGGAGGUGUGCGGGAAACAUCUAGCGCCUUAUUUAAGUGAUAUGAUGAACAUACUUCAGAGAACCAUUGUUGAUCCGUUCCCGGAUGUCAAACGAGAGAGCUGCAGAUGCACUGUAAAGUUCUCCGAUAGUGUGUCAGACCACUUUCACAUGCAAGCUGAGAGUCUGGUCAAGCCGCUCAUGCAGACGAUUUCUCAUCAGCACUCCCGGGUACGAGUGUCUGUCAUUGAAGCCACCAGAGCAGUCAUUCAUCAUGGCACUGGGAAGAACGUGGACGACGUGCUCUCUCACAUGGCACAGAGACUGUUCGACGACUCGCCGCAGGUGAGAAAAGCUGUGACUGCGGUUGUUGGUGAUUGGCUACUUCACAUGAGGGACAGAUACUCGUAUUUCCGCAAACUCAUCCCUCUCCUGUUGAGCAGCGUCAACGACGAGAUCCCAGAAAUAAGACUUCUAGCAGCUGAUUUAUGGAGACAAGUAGGUGCACAAUGGGAGAAGGAGAACGAGAACGAACUUAAGGACAAGAUGGACUUCCUCCUCACCCCACCUGAAUUCUACCCUCCAGGAGUGGAGCGUCCAGGGCUCGGCUGCAGAGAGCUGGUGAUAAGAAACCUGGGCAGUUUGCUUCCAGCCAUCGGCAAUGAUAUAAAUGACUGGCUGGUGCCCACGCGAGUCAGGACUUCACAGUUGCUUUCAGUGCUCUUGCUUCACGCUGAGGACCACAGCACCCAGCACCUUCAGCCUCUCCUGGCAACAAUCUACCGGGCCUGCACUGACACAGAGAGGGACGUGGCCAACAAUUGCCUGGCAGCUGCUAAACUGCUGGGAACCUUUGUUCCUCCUGCCGUCUUCCUCAAGCUGCUGCUGGACCAUGUGACAUCACCCUGCUCUUCCUCCCACCCCUGGACCCCCCUCAUGGUGUUGACUGCAGUGCUGGCUGGCUGCUCCAAGCCCCUCCUUAAACCACAUCUUGAACAGAUCGCCAACACACUGGCCCAGCCCGACGUCUGCCAGGAAUAUCAGCAGGUUAUGUACUUGGAGCAGUUGUUGGCCUGUGUGGAUGUGCUGCUACGUCAGUGUGAGUCAGACUGUGGCUCAGUCAGCCUGCAGCUGCUGCAGGUGCUGGUCACCGUCCAGAGUCUCUCCACUGAUACCGACCUCAGUGAAAAGGCCUUGGAGAGUGCACAGUGCUUAUGUAAGGUGCAGGAUCUGGACUCGGUGAUGGACCUCUAUAGACAACAUAUGGCCCAGCUGCUGGAUUGGCUGUCUGCCUCUGUCAACACCUGGUCCAGUUACUCCCCGCAGAGACUCCAACUGCAUGUCGUAGUCACCCAAUCAGGUCCUGUGAUUGGGGAGUUUGUGAGCCAGCUGAUGCCGCUGCUCCAUCGCUGCCUCCAACCAGACAAAGACGCCGAAAUGAGGCUGAGGGUCUUCACGAUGCUUGCCAAGUUGCUGCUGGAUGCGCCCAACACGCUGGAUUCCCAGGGGCGUUUUCGUGACGAGUCGGAGAAAUUCCUGUGUGAUGUCCUGCUUCCUAACCUGGUGUGGCACGCAGGCCGUACUGCUGCUGCUGUCCGCACCUCAGCCAUCAGCUGUCUGUUGGCCCUGCUCCAUGGAGGGGCAAUCACACCUGGAAUGCUGCUGUGUCUUGAGGAGAAGCUCCGACCUCGGGUGUUGUCGGCCCUGGAUGAGGACUCUGCCAUGGGCCGACUGUUGGCUUGCCGCUCUGUAUCCACCAUCCUCAGACUCAUAGGAGACAGUCUGCACCCUGACGCUCUCAACAAGAUCUACCCCGAGCUGCUGAAACGUCUAGACGACAGCAGCGGGGACGUGCGUGGUGUGGCUCUGCAGGCCCUGGACAAGUGGCUGUCCAGCCUGAACAAAGAUUACGACCCUCAGCUCUUGGCUCCUCAUCUGCAGCUCCUCUUCCAGCAACUGCUUCUGCACAUGGACGAUCCAGAUUCCGCGGUUCAGGACCAAGUGUUCGAUAUCCUGAAGAAAGGUAGCUCGGUCCAUCCGGCGCUGCUGCAGAAGGAAGUAGAGGCAGUGAGAGAUAAACAUCGCAGUCCACUCUACUGUGAGCGGCUGCUGCAGCACAUCGGCUCACUGUCUACAGACAUGGCAGCAGACUGUCCCGAGUGACAUGAACACAUCCCAAAUGAACAGUAACCAUCUUUCUGCUGCGAUACAGAUUCCACAGGCGACCAGCUUUUUAAUUAUGUGGAUUUUCUUUCUUUUUGAGUUUAAUUUUCACAAAGAUCUUAAUGCUUUUUACAUAUUGUUUAAGUCUUUUUUGCUUGGAAAUAGCUGUCACAUCUUGAAAUGGAUGGAUGGAGUAGAUAGCAGCAUGAAUUACAUACAUACAAUAGAAUUGUUUAUGUAGUCCAGGUCUCAAAUCUAUGAUUCUUAAUAUAUCGAAAGAGAAAGUGCCCGGAUUUGUUCAAUUUCUAAUGUUUCUGUGUCUCUUCUCUGCUGGAACUUGGUGAGAUGUGUUUGAUGCCUUAGUAAAAAAUAACAAUAAUAAUAAUAAUUAAAAGAAUAUUUUUUGCA
Molecule: messenger RNA, 3060 nt
Organism: Solea senegalensis (Senegalese sole)
Lineage: Eukaryota; Metazoa; Chordata; Actinopteri; Pleuronectiformes; Soleidae
Product: dynein axonemal assembly factor 5-like
Exons: 14
Coding region: 82-2652 (856 amino acids)
Biological process (GO): cilium movement; inner dynein arm assembly; outer dynein arm assembly
Cellular component (GO): cytoplasm
Molecular function (GO): dynein intermediate chain binding
Source: RefSeq, a predicted model, not a curated record